This is a messenger RNA of Williopsis jadinii, 3045 nucleotides long. RefSeq names its product chromatin-remodeling protein SPT16 (gene SPT16). Gene Ontology annotation, biological process: transcription elongation by RNA polymerase II; positive regulation of transcription elongation by RNA polymerase II. The record is from RefSeq and is a predicted model, not a curated record. Gene Ontology annotation, cellular component: FACT complex. The transcript has a single exon. NCBI's taxonomy places the organism in Eukaryota, Fungi, Ascomycota, Saccharomycetes, Phaffomycetales, Wickerhamomycetaceae. Gene Ontology annotation, molecular function: nucleosome binding. The coding region runs from base 1 to 3045 and encodes 1014 amino acids.
AUGAGUGAGCCAAAGAUCGAUUCCAUUGCGUUCAGAAAACGUGUUGGCAUCAUCCAGAAGAGGAUUGCGGAAGAUGGUUUCAAUGGCGCUGGUUCCUUGCUUGUUGUUGUUGGUUCAUCUGACGAAGAGAACCCAUAUCAAAAGUCAACAAUUUUGCACAACUGGCUGCUGGGCUAUGAGUUCCCUGCCACUGCCAUCUUCAUAACAAAGGACAAGGUUGUGUUCAUCACGUCUGUUGGGAAGACCAAGUAUCUGGGUGGUAUUAAGAACGGCGGCUCUGUUGAUGUUUGGGCACGUACGAAGGACGCGGACAACAACAAGAAGCUGUGGGAUGACUUGGUGAGCGAAUUGAAGCAGGUGCACAAGGUUGGUAUCAUCACGAAGGAUAAGUUCCAAGGUAAGCUCAUCAACGAAUGGGAGCCAAUAUGGGAUUCCGUGAAAGGUGUGCUGGAGUUGAUUGACGUUUCAGUGCAGCUGUCCCAAUGUUGGGAAACAAAGGAUACCAAGGAGCUGAGUAGAAUCACCAUGGCGGCGAAGACAAGUUCUGAGUUCAUGAACUACUUCUCGGAUGAAAUGGUCCGUGUUGUUGACGAGGAGUUGAAAGUGUCUCACUCAAAGCUCACUGAACGUGUUGAAAAUAAGAUUGACGAGGAUAAGUUCCUUGCACAGCUCAAGAAGAAGUUCGGCUCUCAGUUGGACCUGAACCUUCUGGACUGGUGCUAUACACCAAUUAUCCAGAGUGGUGGCAAAUACGAUCUGAGACCAAGUGCACAAUCCAACGAUGACAACCUCCACGGCGGUGUUGUGAUUGCCUCGUUGGGUAUCAGAUAUAUGUCAUAUUGCUCAAAUAUAGCACGUACAUUCCUUGUGGACCCAACUCCUGAGGUGGACAAGAACUAUGACUUUUUGAUUGCAGUUCAGAAAAAGGUCAUUUCCCUGUUGAAACCUGGCACUACUGGUUCAAAGAUUUACACCGAAACCUUGGAGUUUAUCAAGUCUGAGAGACCAGAAUUGGAAAAGCACUUCACCAAGAACGUUGGUUGGAUCAUUGGGUUGGAGUUCAGAGACAAUACGUUCUUGCUGAAUCCAAAGAACGAACGUGAACUUCCAGAUAACUCAACUUUUGACCUCACCAUCGGUUUUCAGAACUUGGCUAAUGAGGCUUCAAAGGAUCCAAAGACAAAGAACUAUUCCUUGUUGUUGACAGAUACUGUCAAGAUUGUUGAUUCUACGCCAUCUGUGAUCACUGAAUACACAAAGACAAGAGCUGAUGUGUCUUUCUUCUUUAAAGAUGAGACUGAAAAUGUCAAGAAGGAGGUUCUCGACUUGGCUGAUGACGAUGUGAAGCCAAAGAGGGACACCACAGGAGCAAACUCGAAGAUUCUCAAGUCCAAACUUCGUACAGAGACGAAGAACCACGAUGAACUCGAUGAUACUCGUCAAAGACAACAGCAAAAGGAAUUACAUGAAAAGAGACAAAGAGAAGGUUUGAGCAGAUUCAGCGAUACAAGUGCUACGAAUCCAAACGAACGUAAAGUUAUCUUCAAGAAGUACGAAUCUUAUGUCAGAGAGACACAGAUUCCAACGAUGGUUAAGGACCUGAAGGCCCACGUUGAUUUCAAGACUCAGACCAUACUGAUUCCAAUUUCUGGUAGACCAGUUCCAUUCCAUAUUAACUCUUACAAAAACGGAUCCAAGACGGACGAAGGUGACUAUACCUAUCUGAGAUUGAACUUCAACUCUCCUGGUGUUGGUGGUAAUACUUCCAAGAAGGAUGAGAUUCCAUAUGAAGAUGAUGGUUCGAAGCAGUUUGUCCGUUCUAUUACCCUAAGAUCCAGAGAUGCUGAGCACAUGGCACAGGUUUUCAAGGAUAUUUCUGACUUGAAGAAAGAAUCACAAAAGAAAGAAGCAGAUAAGAAGAACAUGGCAGACGUUGUUGCCCAAGCAGAGUUGAUCCUUGCAAAGCCAGGUAGGUUAAGAAGAAUGGAUAAUAUCUUUGUUAGACCAUCUCCCGACACAAAGAGAGUCCCAGGUUCCCUGUCUAUCCAUGAGAACGGUUUGAGGUAUCAAUCUUCUUUGAAACAGGACUCUAGAAUCGAUAUUCUGUUUUCCAACAUGAAACAUCUUUUCUUUCAGCCCUGCAAGGAUGAAUUGAUUGUUCUUAUCCAUGUUCAUUUGAAGACCCCUUUGAUUGUUGGUAAAAAGAAAACAUUUGACGUUCAAUUCUACAGAGAAGCAUCCGAUAUUGCAUUUGAUGAGACCAACGGUGCUAGAAGGGGUGCCAGAAGAAGAUAUGGUGAUGAUGACGAAUUGGAACAAGAACAAGAAGAGAGAAGAAGAAAAGCUGCACUUGAUAAGGAGUUUAGAAAAUUCGCCGAGUUGAUUGCAGAUUCUUCCCACGGUGCUGGUGAUUUGGACAUUCCAUUCAGAGAACUAGGAUUCCAAGGUGUUCCAUUUAGAGCUGCAACAUUCUUGAUGCCGACUAGAGACUGUUUGGUGCAGUUGAUUGAUCCACCGUUCCUUGUUGUCACACUGGAAGAGGUUGAGAUUGCCCAUCUUGAAAGAGUUCAAUUUGGAUUGAAGAACUUUGAUAUGGUUUUCGUCUUUAGAGAUUUCGGCAAAGCUGUUGUUCAUGUUAACACCAUUCCAAUUGAAGUCUUGGAAGAUGUUAAGUCGUGGUUAACCGAUGUCGACAUUCCAUUUACAGAAUCCACAAUCAAUCUGAACUGGUCCACUAUCAUGAAGACAUUGCAAGCUGAUCCAAAACAAUUCUUCCUUGAUGGUGGUUGGUCUUUCCUUGCUGGUAACUCUGAUGAUGAAGAAAGCGAACAGAGUGAAGAAGAGUCCGAGUACGAGGUUAGUGACGAAGAUCCAGAGGAUGAAGAUGUUGACAGUGAGGAUGACUACAGCGAAGGGGGUGAUGACGAUUCUGGAAGUGACUUUAGUGGUGAUGAUGACGACGACGAUGAGGAAGAAUCCGCUGAUGAUUGGGAUGAGAUGGAGAAGAAGGCUGCCAAGGAAGAUGCAAGCAGUAGAUUUGACUGA